AAUCGCAACCUAAUCUUUGACCUAUUUUCGUCCAACGUAAAAUUAAUUGUCACUUAUAACUCUUGGGAUACUUUUCAAUAUUCAGAUUCCAAUGUCAAAAUUUUAUCUCAGCCUGAUUCUGAUGCUUUAAUUUCAAGGUUUCAUGUUUUUUCAUUCACUUCUUACUACUGGUCAAUGUUUUUGUUGACCAUUUGUUUUAGUUUUCUCUUUUUUUUGAACAAUUGAGAAACUUUAAUGUAACUUAAUUGAUAUCGAGCUGUUCAGGAUAAGUAAGUGAGGUUUAAAAUCGCCUGAGGGUAAAUUGCCUGUCAGAACAGUUUCUAUGGUAGUUGACAUUAUCUUCAUGAUUGGAAUAUACAAGAAUUGCUCAGGAAAAUUGUUUGAGAGCAAAAAAAAAACGAUAAUAACUUUUGAUGGAUUAGGUUUCAGGUUAAAUGAUUGAUGUAAACAGAUUUAACCAGUAAGAUUAGUUGGAAAGCAAUGAAGAGGUGACAGUUCUGUAUAUUAUGAAGAUUCUCAUGAUGAUGGAACUGAAUAAAUCUUGAUUGUAUGAGAAAGUAGGGGAAUUCCAGUAGCAUAAAGUGAUCAUCAUUUUGUAGCUUCUGAAUGAGUCAAAAGAUGGAAACAGUUUGUUCAAGAUCAACAUGGUGUUUCAUUAUUUCCAUGCAUUUCUAAUAUUAUAUCUCGUAUUUGUCUCCAUCCUCAUCAUCUAGUGCUCUUCCACCCGCAUCCUUGAUCCCUCAUCUCUCACUUUGCUUGAAAACAAAACCUACGAUUAACUAUUUAAACUGAUGAACCUCUAAGAUGUAAACUCGGUUAUCUAACUGUAUUCAUGUUCACUGAAUUGUUCAGGUUCUCCCUGAGUUAUCAUGUUGAAGAUUUUUCAUCAUCAUAAUGUUCAUAUCUUGAUAACUUUUUCUUUGUUUACUAUUAAUAUUGCAUCAGAUUAAAUGAUGCUUAUCAUCAUCAGGGUAGAUUCAGAAUUUCUUCAGAGUAAAAGCAAAGUUCAUUGAGAAAAUAAGAAAAGAAGAUAUUUUUUUCAUCCAACCUCAAAGCUCAUUUUGUUUAUUAUUAUUUUGUAAUCACCGUGAUAAAGAUGAUAAACAAUUUCACCAUCUUAUGGGAAGGUAAUUAACAGGGGAAAUUAUCAUUAUGAUGAUUAUAAGGAUCAGAAAAAGUUCAGGCAUAGAAUCAGCUAUAAGUAGGUUUACUUUUUCGUAAUGAAAUUUGCUUGAAAUUUAUUUCAAUUAUCAUGAUAAUUUGCUUGUAAAUUAAUGAUUCGGAUAAAAAAUUUUCAAUUUCAAAUCAAUUACUCAAAAUUCAUUUUAAACACAGGAAAUGAAAUUCAUAAUAUUAAAUACAAGCAAAUGUAUUGAAUGAACCUUCAUGUUCACAUGGUUACUCAACUCUAGAAUGAUAAAAAAUUGAACAAUUGGUUUGAAAUUUUAUCUUCAAGUAAUAUUUUAUCUUCCUCUUCAUCCAAUGAAUUUAUCAUGAGACUCAUGUUUACGAUGAAUAUUUAAUAACUCGGAUGAACACAUGAAAUCAUUGAAAGCAAAUAAAUGUUGGCAAAAUUUUCCUUAACCCAUUCAAACAAUAAUCUAAAUCACCAGAAAUGAACAACUAAAAUUAAGAGACAAAGAUUAUCUCCAAGUAGUUAUGCAAAGACCUGGUCUGGGCCAAGCGUCCAUACUGGACCAACAUACUCGACCCACUUUUUGGAGGAAAAUUCAAAUUUUUUAAAACAGUAUAAAAGAGGAUACGAUGAAACAUAACAUGAUUUUACGAAUCAUCAUUUUCUCAUGACAGCUGAUGACAGAUCUGGACCAUUGAAGAUGAUACUGAGAUAUAUUCGCAGGUAUUUAAAUGUUCGUACCCGUCACUUCCAGAAUUGGAUUAAUAGAACCAUAAACACUGCUAUACAGCGUAUUGAAAUGGCUGAUGAAUUGAGAGAUCAACUUGAAGCCACUGGAAAAAGGAAUCAGACAUUUAAAGAGAAUAAUGAAAGAUUAUCCAAGGAAAUAGAUGAUCUGGCUGAAGAGUUAGAGGAAUCCGCCGACAUAAUAGAUGGUUAUACAGAUUCUAUCAAUUCAUUAAAUGAUAGAAGUUUGAAGACCGAAAUUAUCGAAGAUAAGAAAUAUAAUGAGUAUCUACUCAUUCGUCUUGAGAGAUACACCGGUCUUCCCAAAGACGAUUUUUCUGAAAGAUACAAUAAGUGGUGUGAAGUUAAAACACAAGAAAAUGAGCGGAAAGAAUCAGAAGAGACGUCAAAAAGAGCCAGAGGGCUUUAA
Molecule: messenger RNA, 2291 nt
Organism: Panonychus citri (citrus red mite)
Lineage: Eukaryota; Metazoa; Arthropoda; Arachnida; Trombidiformes; Tetranychidae
Exons: 2
Coding region: 1803-2291 (162 amino acids)
Source: RefSeq, a predicted model, not a curated record